AUGAUUAAAAAAGAAAUAAAAACCAUAAAAUCAGUCACAGAAAACUUUUCGAAACAAUUUGAACAAAUGAAGAAUGAAAUUGAAAACUUUAAAUCCAACAACAACAAAACUCAAGACAAAAUUAAUAUAAUAGAAAAGGAAAUAUCUCAUAUUAAAGGUCAACAAAACACAGAUGAAAGUUCAACAACUAAAUCGCCACUCUUAUGUAAUGAGAAUUUUAUACUUGAGCUCAAAGACCGAUGUGACCGUGAGAAAAACAUAAUUAUCGUGGGUAUAUCGGAAAUAAACGACAAAAACUCCAACACAAGACGGAGCUACGAUAAAGAAGUUAUGAAAUUAAUGAGGUCAUUGUAUGACGACUGUCCAACACCAAUUAAAACUAUUAGACUAGGAAAAUAUGUACCUAACAAGAACCGGCCGACAAAAUGUUACUUUAAUACUACGGACACCACAAGACACCUUUUACGGAAUAAGAAAAAAAUGCCUGAGAAUAUGCAUAUUUACGUAGAUCAGACCCCAACACAAAUUAAGUAUUUACAACAAGAAAAGGAAGAGUUAAACACACGUUUAGAAAAAGGUGAAAAAGAUCUUGUUAUCAAAUAUAUAAAAGGAUUGCCCACAAUCAUUGUAAACAAAAGAAACCAAAAAAACCUAUAA
Molecule: messenger RNA, 657 nt
Organism: Pieris macdunnoughi
Lineage: Eukaryota; Metazoa; Arthropoda; Insecta; Lepidoptera; Pieridae
Source: the annotation of a GenBank genome assembly